This is a messenger RNA of Arabidopsis thaliana (thale cress), 962 nucleotides long. RefSeq names its product thionin 2.1 (gene THI2.1). Gene Ontology annotation, cellular component: extracellular region. The transcript has 3 exons. Gene Ontology annotation, molecular function: toxin activity. The coding region runs from base 111 to 515 and encodes 134 amino acids. The record is from RefSeq and is marked reviewed. Gene Ontology annotation, biological process: defense response; modulation of process of another organism. Lineage: Eukaryota; Viridiplantae; Streptophyta; Magnoliopsida; Brassicales; Brassicaceae.
AUUUAAAGCAAGUCUGGUUUCAAGACAACUUCAUCAAUACAAACUUAGUAGUGUAUUCUUUAUACGUAUAAUAACAUCCCUUGUGAUCAAACAAGUAAACCAUUCAAAAGAUGAAAGGAAGAAUUUUGAUUUUGAGUUUGCUCAUAAUGAGUCUGGUCAUGGCACAAGUUCAAGUAGAAGCAAAGAUCUGCUGCCCUUCCAACCAAGCUAGAAAUGGCUAUAGUGUAUGCCGUAUAAGGUUUUCCAAGGGAAGGUGUAUGCAAGUGAGUGGAUGCCAAAACUCUGAUACAUGCCCUCGAGGUUGGGUAAACGCCAUUCUCGAAAACUCAGCUGAUGCUACCAAUGAGCACUGCAAGUUAGGGUGUGAAACUUCUGUGUGUGGUGCCAUGAACACUCUCCAGAACUCUGAUGCAAGUGAAAUUGUGAAUGGAGCGUCGGAACAAUGUGCCAAGGGAUGUUCUAUUUUCUGUACCAAGAGCUAUGUAGUCCCACCUGGGCCGCCUAAACUGUUGUAAUGGUCGUAUAUGUGAAAAAACAAAUGCUAGACUCUUGCUAUUCUGGUUUGUGUGUGUGUGUGUGCAUGUGUCGUAGAAGGUUUGUUCGAUCACUAGAUUGUACAUGCCCUCUACUUCCUAUAACCUAAAUAAAGAGUUAAACGUACGUGUCUUUUAUUGACCUUCCUCUUCUCUCGACCAUUUUCAUUUGCUUUGAACGGAAUGGUCUUUUAUAAGCAGCUCAUAUCGUGACACAGAUGCGACUUAGCAACAGUGUUAAGACUGACGAUAUGUAACGAACUUAAGGAUCCAGAAACUCGGACUUAAAAUGCUACAAAGAAGAGAGUAUGAGAGAGAUCUUACACGACAAAGAUUAUGACUUUUGCUGAUAGAUUUUUCAUGUAAUAAACAUAAUUUUCAAUAGAGAAAAUAACGACAAACAUUCAAAAGCCAAAACCAUCUAUACAA